This is a messenger RNA of Rhodofomes roseus, 666 nucleotides long. RefSeq names its product 60S ribosomal protein L23. Gene Ontology annotation, cellular component: mitochondrial large ribosomal subunit; ribosome. The record is from RefSeq and is a predicted model, not a curated record. NCBI's taxonomy places the organism in Eukaryota, Fungi, Basidiomycota, Agaricomycetes, Polyporales, Fomitopsidaceae. The transcript has 4 exons. Gene Ontology annotation, biological process: translation; negative regulation of translation. Gene Ontology annotation, molecular function: structural constituent of ribosome; mRNA binding. Bases 187 to 666 code for a protein of 159 amino acids.
AUCUAUGAGGUCCGAGCGUUUUGAGGACUCUCCAGACAUCCUGGACGGAUGGACGCGAAACAGGGCAGGCCGUAGACGCGGUCAAGCAGUUCGAAUUUGCAGCCACUUUGCCGCCACUUGCGGUGGCAGCCUGCGCGCUUAGACGUACCAGCUCUCUCUUGGUCCACAACUUGCAGGUCCCUCAAAAUGUCCCAGGUGGUCGGGAACACUGCGCUAGCGUAUGCCCGUGUGUGGCAUCACGUCGACGCUUCGGAGCGGGUACUGGGAAAGUUGGCAGAGCGCAUUGCUAUCGUGCUCAUGGGCAAGCACAAGCCCAUCUUCGACCCGAGUGCGGACUGUGGUGACUACGUCGUCAUCACGAACGCACGGAAGGUGAAGGUGUCUGGAAACAAGGUCGACCAAAUUGUGUACCGGCACCACACAAUGUUCCCCGGAGGUCUGAAGGAAAUUCAGUACAAGGAUAUGAUGCGGAGGAAACCCGACGAAAUCAUCCGAAAAGCCGUCUCAGGCAUGUUGCCGAAGAACAAGCUGCGCGACAGAAGACUAGCGCGCCUGCGGAUAUUCGAGGACUCGGACAUGGGUGUGUUCCAACACAACAUCUUGAAACGCUGGGAGGACGGCACGCUGGCGCAGUCUACGCCGCAAACCAAGGUUCCCUCUGCCUGA